This is a messenger RNA of Fopius arisanus, 2329 nucleotides long. RefSeq names its product uronyl 2-sulfotransferase. Gene Ontology annotation, molecular function: sulfotransferase activity. NCBI's taxonomy places the organism in Eukaryota, Metazoa, Arthropoda, Insecta, Hymenoptera, Braconidae. The transcript has 6 exons. Bases 590 to 1507 code for a protein of 305 amino acids. Gene Ontology annotation, cellular component: membrane. The record is from RefSeq and is a predicted model, not a curated record.
CCACCAUCACCAGAUCCUCAUAAUCCAUAGAACAAUCUCAUUACUCACCUCUGCCACAAUUACUAUCAGUAAAAAUCCUCCCAGAAUAAAUAAAUGUUGAGUCAUCCAGUAAUAUCACCAAUCAAUUCGCUUUGAUAGCUUGGGUCGACAAAAACGUGCGUCUGGAGAAGUUCAUCAACGAUAACACUAAUCUGUGAUCAAAAUAAAAAAAAAGAAUUCGGUAAAAUUUAAUGCAGUAAUACUGCCUUCGUAAUGAGCAAUUACAAACCCGAGAGCAAUCUUGUUUGCAUAAUCCACAACAAAUUACCCGAGUGCACUUAGAAUCAACAUUCCCACCUGGGGAAUCACCCGGGGAAGAAGUGCAUGAAGUGUAAUGAAGUGGGGGACGAUUCGUGUGUACGUUUUCUUUCACGGGAAUGUGGGGCCCAGGGUCUGCAGUCUGACCCACUCACAUUCUCCUCAGUCAAGCCGCAGACGUGAAUCCUCACGUUUUAUUCCAUCCUCGUGAUUGCAAGGAGACACCAGAAAAAAAUCAUUGUCCUUUGAGAUAAUCUGGCGAAUUUUUUGUUCCAUUUCGUUUCGAUCAUUCAUGAGACGAGCGAGGGGACUGGUGACGGUGGGCCUGGGGUUUUUGACAGUGAUCUUCAUAGUAUUCAAUGUGAGACCGGUGAAAGAAGUGAAGAUCAAUGAAAGAAGUAGAAGAAGAAUCGAUUAUGAUGUCUCGGAUUUUCAUGAUGUGUUCACCAAUGCACAAACGCAUCACUCGGUCACACCCUCACUUGCUGAGCUUGGAAUCCGAGGAAUUUUACCAGAGAUGAAUGAAGACAUCCUCAUGGUGACUAGAAUACCAGGUGCUGGUGCUGAAUUGCUGGUUCUCAUUCUUCAGCGAUUGCAGGGAUACAAUGCGUUUAAACAUAUCAGACUGCCACCAGGUGAUAGUGGAUUACUCUCAUCUCUUCAACAGGAAUUGCUGGUAGAGGAAAUAACGAGCAUCAUUCGGCAAGAGGCAAUUCCAUUGAGUUUCGACGGAGACGUGAGAUUUCUCAAUUUUUCACAAUUCGGGAGACAAGCACCUGUUUUUGCAUCACUAGUACGAAACCCCAUGGACCCCAGGACCCUCCAAAGGUAUCGCAGAGGUGGUGCCACGGCCAUUUAUCGAGGAUCAAUAGCUCAUUUCUGCGGACAGGAUCCACGAUGCACGAAAGUCAAUACGAAGUGGCGAUUGCAACGAGCGAAGGAGAAUGUCCUCAAGUGGUACAAAGUCAUCGGAAUCCUGGAGCACAUGGAGGAGACAUUGUCCCAGCUUGAACGACAGUCUCCUUACUUUUUCACUGGUGCUCUAAAAGUCUAUAAAAAACUCCGACCCCACAAAACACAUCAUCAAAACACAACACUCACCCUGAAGCCCGCCACGAAAAAACGUUUAGGGGAACUCUUCAGGGAUGAAGUAGAGUUCUACAUGUGGCUAAAGUCCCGAUUGCUGAGUGGUGCAUAUGGAGAUGGUUGACACUCAGUUCAGGAUUGAUGAUGUCCUGAUCGAAGGUCGUCGGCGAAAGCAGAGGAUGGGAAUGAUGAGGUCAUGGGCAUCAGCGACAGAGAAUUCAACCCGUGUGACACAAUGUGGAAUAGAACUGUACAAAGGGCCUUUUCAAUGUGAUAUAUCCUUGAGGACUCUGGUAGCCGCUCUAAAUAACACAGCGUAAAAAUAUUACGGAACGAUAGAACAGUUUUUAAUAUUAUGACGAAAAAUAUCACAACGAAAAUAUUGGUAGUAAUAUUACACUGUCAACAUAUCACAGCGGGCAAUGUUAUUGAUAACUAUGGAAUACACUCAAAACACAAUAAUUAUCGCUACUCCGAUUCUCCCUUUUGUUGAUCUGCCACAAUAUUUUAAUCCUUUAUUUUUGCCUUGGAGUUUGUUUAUGGAAUUCUAGGCUGAUCAGUUUUCUAUUUAUGAUCGAUUAGUUUUCUAUCAUUGUGGUUAUUUAGAUAUUGAUUUUCCUGAUCUGUACGUGUAAUAUUUUGAUUUUGUGUGAUUACCUGUAUGAUACUCUAAGAUGUAUAAUAUUUGGACUGCGUUAUCUUUAUUGCAAUAUUUUUCAGUGCAACAUCAUUAUUGUAUGGUAUUUAGAGCGGUACACUGGAUUCUUUAUUUAUUAGUGAAUUAAGAUAACUGUAACUUUUUUCAUUCAGUUAAAUAUCAAUUCGCAGUGAAAAUAGGAGAGACCACAAGUAAUUCCUAAUCGAAGAGAGAUGCACAAUUUUUUUUUAUAGAAAGUUUUUUAUAUUCCUCAAAAAAUCAUUAACUACAUCGAUUUGGUACUUUCAU